CCAUUCUACAUCUUUCACUUCUCCUCUGGAUCAUUCAUCAACAUUCAUCAGACAACAUGUUUAACAACGCCGUCAUCUCCUUCCUCCAGCUCUGGCUUGCGACGCUCGCCUUUGCUGCUCCCAUCGCUGAUGACAUCAGCGCGACCUCUGCUAAGCCCUGGCACUACGGUACCGGCGGUGGAAUCAUCGGAUUCAUUGUUUUGGUGCUUGACAUCCUCGUCUGGAUCGAGGUCCUCCAGUCCAACCGUCCCGUUUCCCACAAGAUCCUCUGGUGUCUCGUCGUCUUCCUCUUCCCCAUUGUCGGCAUGCUCGUUUACUACCUGUUCUCCAACCGCCAGGCUCACAUGAGGAGCGGAGGCUACGAACCCGUCCCUUAGACGGCGGCCGAUUGACGCGACCGACAAGAAUAGCAUGGGUGGGCUUGGAUAGGAAUGUGGCAGAGCAGAAGGGCUGGCAUGCGCAAGAUGAGAAAUGGAUGGCAGGAGACACGAUUAUGGGCCAGCGAUUAUCCUUUUGUUUAUGAAUUAAUGGAGUAACAAUUUGAGACCAAAUAACCAUCUA
This is a messenger RNA of Fusarium graminearum PH-1, 561 nucleotides long. RefSeq lists its product as uncharacterized. The coding region runs from base 57 to 377 and encodes 106 amino acids. The transcript is spliced from 2 exons. The record is from RefSeq and is a predicted model, not a curated record. Lineage: Eukaryota; Fungi; Ascomycota; Sordariomycetes; Hypocreales; Nectriaceae.